Messenger RNA from Gossypium arboreum, 912 nucleotides. RefSeq lists its product as uncharacterized. The record is from RefSeq and is a predicted model, not a curated record. NCBI's taxonomy places the organism in Eukaryota, Viridiplantae, Streptophyta, Magnoliopsida, Malvales, Malvaceae. The coding region runs from base 1 to 912 and encodes 303 amino acids. The transcript is spliced from 2 exons.
AUGGCCCAAAAUACAGAGUUGUUUGAUGACCUUGUGGAAAAAGCCAAGGUUGUAGAGGAGACUUUGCCUAAGCUAGCUUGUUCGAUAGUGGCUGAGUCUAGUAAAAGGGCUUCCAAUGGUGCUUUUAGACGUCUGCCCAAUAGGGGGCGUGAUAAUUACGUCUCUUGUAGGGGUGCAAGACCCUCACAGGUUGAGUCUAGAGGUCCAGCUCAGGUUUAUGCUGUUAGGGAACCUGAGGAUCAAGAUCCAACUAAUGUUAUUAUAGGUACUUUCACUUUGCAAUCUAUUCCGUUGCUUUCUUUGGUUGAUUCCGGUUCUACACAUUCAUAUAUUCUGAGUGAAUUAGCUUGUAAGUUAGGGAUUCCUGUAAAGACUAUUAAUUUGGGAAUGAUUGUAACUAGUUCCCUUGGAGAUAGUGUUGUUGCAAAUAAGGUUUAUCGUAGGUGUCCUCUUAGGAUACAAGGACACAUUUUCUCUGUUGAUCUCAUGGAACUACCAUUUUAUGGAUUUGAUGAUAUUUUGGGCAUGGAUUGGUUAAUUGAGCAUAAGGCUAAGGUAGAUUUUAAGACUAAGCAAAUUACCUUGAUAAAUAGUGAUGGGUUGGAAAUUGUUGUUGUUGGUGAAAGACUGGGUUUUAUAUCUAAUAUGGUUUCAGCUAUGAAGGCUGAGAAGUUGAUGGGUAAAGGUUGUGAAGCUUAUUUGGCUUAUGUGAUGAAUUCGGUUAGUAAGGAGUUAAGAGUUCAGGAUAUUCGAACCGUUAGGGAUUUCCCUAACGUGUUUCCUGAAGAGUUUUAUGGCUUGCCGCCAGAAAGAAAAAUGGAGUUUGGAAUUGAGCUUUAUCCUAGUAUUACACAGGUGCGCGUUGCAUCCUACUACAUGACACCAAAAAUGUUCAAGGAGUUAAAGAUUUAG